CGUCUUGGGCCCUCCACCAAAAUGUAGCACGACGUCACCGCUUCCGCCCUGCUCCCCUCUCCACCCCCAGCCUCCCUCUCUCUCCUCCCCCGGCGUCGUUGGAGCAGCUCAGCCGCCUGCAAUCCAACAUGGAGUAGUGAGAGAUGGGGCUCUAGCGGGGCCACCCCUCGGCAACAGCAGCGAAGACGCGCUUCUCUUUUUUACGCACAACUGGAAGAGGAGUCGUCGGUGAAAACAUGCGCCUUAGGACUUAAAAAAAACCCGGAGCGUGUGUGAGAGGGAGUGAGCGAGCGAGUUUGCCCGCGCGCGCGCGCGCGUGUGUGUGUGUGUGUGUUUGGAGAAGGUGGGGGGGUUAGAGAGAAUCAGAAGCUAGAUUCGGCAACCGAAAUUGCCAGUGCAGCCUGCGUUUAUCCACUGAUUGGGUAUUAAAGUUCCAGACGGAGAAGAGGAGGUCCUUUAUUUUUCCUUCUUCUUCUUCUUCUGUUGCGAUCCAGAAGAAAACAGCGUGGCUUCAGUGGAGGAAAGGAUUUCAGGAAAAAAAAAAAAGGGACUGUCGAGGGCAAAGCCUGAGAGCCGACACUCGCACAAAGGCGCAGGGGGGAUUUAUGCGGAAUUGGACACAGGAUCGGAGGUGAAAGAAUGACGAGUGAAAAGUAUGCAACCGCCGUGGUACAUUACCUGAGGUGAAACGAAAAAAUGAUAGAGGAAACACACCCAAACGAUGACAGCUACAUCGUGCGUGUGAAAGCGGUGGUGAUGACGCGGGACGACUCAAGCGGCGGCUGGCUGGCUCAGGAUGGGGGGGCCCUCACCCGGGUGGGCGUCUGUCGCCUCCUUCCUACGGAGGUGAUGCAUCUCUCCGGCUCCAGCAGUUCCCAGUUCGUCAUCCGGGGGGAACGGCUGCGUGACAAACAGGUGAUCCUGGACUGUCCGCUGCGGAAGGACAUAGUGUACACUAUCGCGAUGCCGACAUUUCACCACUGGAAGGUGGAGGACAGGCGGUGCGGCCUGUCGUUCCAGUGUCCAGCUGACGCCAGAGCCUUCGACAGAGGGGUGCACAAAGCAAUUGAAGACCUGGCUGAAGGCUCCACGACUUCCUCUACGGCACUCCAGAACGAGGGAGAACUGGGGGACGACGAUGUUUUCACUAACGCCACAGACAGCUCAUCCAACUCCUCUCAGAAAUUGGACAGCUCUCUGCCGCCGCUCGAGUCCUCGCCCCUUCCUCAGAGACAUAAGUGCACGCCAGGACAUCGACAUGACCUGCAUGACUCCUGCCGCCUCACAGACCACUACUACUUGGACCAGCCAUUGUCUCGGAUCCCUCGACACGUCACCUUCGAGGAUGAGGAAAUUGUCCGAAUCAACCCCCGGGAGCGCAGCUGGGAGCGAAGCACAGAACGCUACCUUGGACGCCAGGCAGAUCGCUCCUGGAACACGGGCUAUGAGGACUACCGACACGCCAUAGUGCGUGAUAGAUACAUCCACCCGGAAGAGACAGAGUCCUAUGUACACUUCGACAAAACAGAGGCGCAGAAGCAUGACUAUACCUACCCGCUGGCACCUUCCUUGUCGCCCUCAGACUCUGACCCCGCCCUAGGAUCCUUGCCCACUAAGGGUCACAGCGGCUCCUACCACCAGCCCUUCUCUUCGGUCGUUUCCAGCCAGCCUCGGUCAUUUUUCACGAGCUUGUCCCCGUCCUCCAAUGGAAGGAAGGGGCGGAAGGACAAUGGGUUGGAGCGUGCUCAGUGCGAGCACUGCGGCGAGGCCUUCUACCUCUCCGAAAACCGGAGAGGACGGUGCCAGGACGCCCCAGAUCCCCUGCGAGUGUGCAUCCGACGGGUCAGCUGCAUGUGGCUGGCAGACACCAUGCUCUACCACUGCAUGUCUGACCCAGAGGGGGAGUACUCGGACCCCUGCUCCUGCGACGGAGGCGAGGGUAGCGGCGGAGGCCGACUUGGCACCCGUUGGUUGGCUUUGCUAGGCUUGUCCGCAGUGGCGCCGUGCCUCUGCCUCUACCCGCCCCUCCACGCCUGCCACCGGGUGGGGCUGGCAUGCGGCUGCUGCGGAGGCCGACACAAGGCCCAGAGCUGAGAUGUCGUACUUGGAAUCCUCUCAGAGGAAACGUCGGAAAAAAUAAAAACCUUAACCCAACGCAAACACAGAGAAAUGGGGAAAAAGGCUCAAAGAGGAGGAAGAAGUGGUCGCGGCUGUUUGCUCUCUUGCCUUGGUUUUUCUGGGUUCCUCUACAAAUUCCAGACACUGAAAUAAGCCAAAUAAGAAAAACAAAACAAAAAAAAAAACAGUUGGUCCAUUUUGUGAACAGCCUGGGAAGAUAAGCUCCCCCUUAUGGCAGACAGUUCUUUCAGCUCUCCAUGUGGCCAUUUCAUGCUCUGUUUCUAAAGAGAGAGUAGUCUUUUUCAGGGGGCCUUUUUUAUAGCCAAACUAUACGUCAUGUAUCACAUAUGCAGGUACUUUAUAUUGUUAUAUUUGUACAUUGACUUGGCCUCAAAGAACUUGAAUUCUUUGUUGUAUUUUCUUUUCUUUCCUUCAAUGUCUCUGUGGCCAUAUUGUUUAUUUUCUAUUCAAACAUCAGGCCCGCUCAGUUCAACAGAAAUCAGACACUACACCUCUUUGGGAAUGUGUGUGUGCGUGUGUAUGUGUGUGUGUGUUUAUAUGAGUGUAAGUUGAGGCCUUUUGUUUUCUGUGCUGCAGCUUGUAGUAAAGCUAAUGUAUAUACUCUUCAUAGUUCUCUGCGGACAUCUUUCCUCGCUCAAACAAAUGCGGUACAAAUCUUGAAGGCACAGUUUGGAUUUUUGAAGCAAGGUUCUGUGAAGGUAUUAUCAGCAACAGGUCCUUUUCUUGUGAGCAGACAGAUGUCUUAUCACAGUGAGUUUGUAGAAACGUCAACAAAUCCUCACAUGGACUCCCCGUUGCGUCUGAUUUGGGCAGUUAAGCUGAAAAUGUGUGUGGAACUACGACACUACAGUUGCGGCUGUCGAUCGUCUACACUUCUGCAAGACGCCGUCGAGAGGUUUCUGUCACUUUUCGUCCGCCGAACAAUGUCAAUGAAGUUGUACUGUCAGAAUGAUUUCUAAACAACUUACAAGACCUGGAAAAGCACAGGAAUGCUAAAAAAGACAGCCCGUCACAAAAUUCAACAGUUCACUCCCCGUUCGGUGGACUCAAGAUUAGACUGACAUAUCGCAGCUGUAGUGUUAUGGAACGUUGGAAACAACGUGUUCAUAUGCACAGAUGAACAACAGGCACGUUCAUGACGGUAGACUAAGUUAAAAAUAGUCUCGACUGACUCUUCAGGACAGCUUUUCGGUUCCUAAAUGUGAAAGAAUUUAGAUGCAUUUCACUACACAUUUUAAAAUGGCUAGCUAAUGUGAAUUGGCACAGCUUCCAAAAUUCACUGUCAAAGAUGAAAUCAGAGCCAAUAAGAGACCAUGGAAGGUUGGAAUCAGUCAAGCCUGGUGCACUUAAAAAAAGAAGAAACAGAGAUUCAGUUGCAAAGCUGCUUUUGGUCUAACAGAUUUGUUUUUUUAGCUAGUAGCUUCCACCAACUUAAAUUUGUAUCGUAGCACAAAUAUUUGACUGAGAAAAUGGCAACAACUCAACAAUGACGUCUUGUGAAAGUAAGCGUUUAACAUCUGCUAAUUUAGCAUUGAUCUCCAUGAACAUAAAACAGUCGCAGUUAGUUAUUGUAAAAUCAGCUUAAGCUGAGCUAGCUAGCCGUUAAAGGCCUACUGCUCUGACCAUUUCAGCACUUUCUACAAACUCGCUGCGAUGUGGCAUCUUUCUAAUGCAGGUAAGGGAAUUAUUAGCGGCAAUACCUUAACAGGAUCUCUCUUCAGUGAAUGUAAUCUAUCCUUUUUAAUAGAUAUUCCAAAGAUUUAUGGUUUUUAAAAAAAUCCUAUUUAUUUACUCAUCACCUACCUUUAGAAGUCUGAUUCAACGUUGCCUCAAGUAAUGCUGCGGUAAUCUAGCAUCCCUUCAUCUUUCUCAUGACCUUAAAACAGUGCCUAGAAAUUCCCUCAACCAGAUCACCCACUGAGUCUUACAGUUCCAGUCAGCUUGAUUGGUUCAGCAAAGCAAGAGCCUCCAUCCAGAAAUCAGGAUUUUUUUUUACAUUUUUUUGGUCAAACACUGAAAUAGUAAUAAAAACCUACCGUUUAACUAUUUGUGCCCAUAUGCCUUAAAAUGUGGAGUCUCGGUCUAAACGUCACUUCUCUCUGUAAAGAUGUCCGCAACAAUCAAACUAUUCAACUGGACGUGAUUUAAGCUAUUUUUGUAACAAGAAAUUUCAAAGAAGCUUGAAGUAAAAAAAAAAAAAAAAAAAACAGUUCUCACUACAUAUGUAAGCUAUGGACUCUAGUUUGCCUGCGACGCACAAUCACCACACCCUUUUUUUUUUUUUUUUUUUUCAACCAUCAAAUCCCAAACUUUCUCACUGGUCACACAUGGAACAGCACAGGCCUGACGAAUUCUACUCUAUCUUACAAAAAAAGUCCAUAAUAAGCUCCCUGGAAGGAAAAAAGGAAAAAAGACUCUUAGCACUAUCACUAAAAUUAACCCAAAAAUCAAGUGGCUUUUACUUUGCAGAGAAAACCAAAAAUGAGUCAUAUUUCUGCUUAAAUUUCAUACCGUGUUGAUAAUUGGUACUUUAGUUUUGAUACAUAGCCACAAUGUAAAAUAAACUGUGCCUACAUUUAACAGUAGUUUCAAAGCAAACAUGCCUAAUGCAGAUAAUAUUAAACCUUUCUGCUCUUUGAGCUACACAAGCAGAACAAGUUCAUAUUACAUGGUUAGUUUGGAAAGCUAGCCUGCAGUCUGCUGCUUUACAGAUAUCCGACUCAGAGCAUGUUUUUAGAACAACGUUAGUGGAAAUACACAUAGCGAUGAACGCCUGCGUUCUUUGUGACUGUGAAUAUUUCCUGAUAGUUACAUUCUCCUCAGGCAAAAUGUGUAGUAGCCUUCUUUCAGAUAGCUGCUCACUUCUAGUCGCUCUGGCACUUUCUGUGGCAUCUCAAUAAGCAAAGUUUACACCUUAGAAAAAGUACGGCAGAACAUCCGUGCCGUUUUGAAAUGGUGUCUUUUAAAAACCGUGGUAUACGUCCAUGACCAGCCUGUUCCUACUCGUGACCCAAAGGAUCAUAUGAAUACAUGGAUAGGUUAGUUGGCAUAUAAUAUAAUUGUAUCUCUUUUCUAUAUUAUUAGAAAUAUAUUUCAUUCUAAUAUUUUAAGACUCUUUAAAAUUCACCUGUUCCUCCAAAAUCUAAGCAGAAAUAAAGAAGUGAGUAUUUUAUAUGAUCAUACCGUUUGUUGCAAAGGCCAGAUGACUUCCAGGUGGUUCAGAAUGAAACGCACCCCCCCUCCCCCCCUUUUAUUUAUUCAACUUAUUCGCUCUUAAUUAUAAAGCGACUUGGUUUGUUGCCAAAAGUCAGUCUGUCCGUCUCAGGCACUAAAAGUUGUGGUGAACAUGAGAAACAAACCUGCUGAAACCACAUGUGACCAGUGUGUGCUAUUAAUCUCUGCCCUGAAUCGUCCCCUCAGCCCUCAGCCCUCCACCGGCCCUCACGCCAGAUUUGGCUCAGCAACAGAAGUGUGGGUUCGUCUGUGACUGAUUGGGCAAGAAAUGGUUAAAGUUUAUGUAAAGGGGGGCUUGUGGGGGUUUUGCGAGCGCUUUGAAUUUUAUAGCAAAUGCAGAAAGGAAAAAAAAAAAGAGAGGAAAAAAAGUGGGAACGUUGUCCCACCUGCUGUUUUACUGUCUCUUUAGCCCUUGGCCUCUGUGAUGGCAGCGUCUGGAACGUGACGGCGAACACAAUAAGCCGUUUAAAGAUGAAACGAGGCAGGAUGUCGGUAGGAAUCCCUCGGAGAGCACAGAGUGUAAAAAAGACGUCUGCGAUUCUAAAAACAAGCGUUCAGCCCUCAUUGUUUUGCUAAGGAAAUGUCCUUUUACUGUAGCUGAAGAGUGUUUAAGGAUGUCCUCUUUCCCCCCCUGGUUGUGUCUGUUCGACACAUCCUGUCCCCUGUACCCACUUGUGUGUCACUGUAUGAAUGCCUGCGUGUGUGUGUGUGUGUGUUUACAUGGCAGCCUCUCCAUCCUCUUCCUUGAUCCAAAGAUACUGGGAUCAGCUUGCAGUCUGUGCUUUGUUCUACUAAUUUUGGAUCCAUUAACGACGGUGCAUCAGGGACUGGGCCAAUCCAUCCAGAAAGUGUCUGUGUUGUUUUCUUCUGUUUUUUGGGGGGUUUUUUUACAUUCAUCUCACAUGUCAGAGCCAUUAACAAAGUGCCUGAACUCAUCCACCUUACCUUGUGUAUUUAAAUCGAAAACAACAAAAAGAAUUGGUUAAAAAAAAAAAACAACCAAAAACAAAACGUUGUACUAAAUUGGAUCUUUUUUCUUUCCUUUUUUUUUUACACUUAGCAUUUUUACCUCUGUAAAAACAACAAAACAAAGUAAGAGCAAAAAUUAUAUAUAUCACGUGUAUGUUGUACAUUUUUAUUUCUAUAUUUGUUUUUUUUAAGUAACUGUUUAUAACAUGUACGAUGGAUGUAGCUCUUGCUUUUGAGAAGGACAAGGAAGUACUUUGUAGAAACUAAAGAGUGGCCAGGGUCUGUGAGAAAAUCUAAUUGAAAUGUGUGUCUUACCUUCUGCCUUUAAUAAAACGAGAGAACACAGAGGAAACUCCCACGGCCCCCCAUGAAACGUUUCUGGCUUAUUCCACGCAUCUCAGAUUUAAAGUGUCCAACCUGCAGGCUUUUUUUAGCUUUAGAAAUUGUUCCUGUCUUCAAAUCCCAGGACUUGGACAUGAUUGGUAGUUUCUCUGGUGUUUCUCAAACUUGCUCUUCAGUGUCACCUGCUGCAACUGCAACCCCGACGAGCUUAGUGGCAUAACAAGCAAAGAGUCUGACAAUCACAGAAAGCUAUUUCCAAAUGCCUGAAGGAGCAUGUUGUGAGACGACAUGGGAAAGUCCGCCAAAGCUGCCAGAUGGUUCCAAAUCUCAAAGGUGACUGUUUUUUGUGUGAAUCAAUGUCCUCAAAAGCAAAAUAUCUUAUAAAGUUAUAAGAUAUUGGAGUUAUCAGCAGUGAAACCAUUUAUACGCUGACUUGGGCUGAAAGGCCAUGCAGUCUGGAGGAAGCAAUCACUCCGAAAGUAUCAGAAAAAGCCAGGUAGGAAUUGGCCAAUUCAUUCAGAGACCCUAAUUUCUAGAGACAUGUCCGGCAGGUCUGAUGACUGUAAAUUGAAAGUUUUUGGCCAUAAUGCCAAUUGUUCCAUUUGGAGGCAAAAGGGGUGUCUGCAAGCCUGAGGUUGCUGAAGCAUCAUAUUGUGGGGGUGAUUUGCGUCUGCGGGGAACGGUGCACUUCACAAAACAGAUAUGGAAAUAUUGAAGCAACAUCUUCAGGCAGCAGACAGGAAGUUAAAGUACAAAAGGGUCUUCCAAAUAUACAAAGAUCCUGAGCAGACCACCAAAUUAGUUCCAAAGUGGCUUUAGGACAAAGACGACGACGCAGAGUGGCCAUCCCAACGCCUUGACCUCAGUCUAACGGCAAACUGGAGAACCUGAUGAGUUACAAGAGUUCUGUAGAGGAAAAAUGAAAGGAAGCCAUUGUGAGAAGCUCGAGGAAGGAGCCCGACCCCUUGACCUCAGUCGUAAUCCUAAACAACAUCAAGCAGGAAAAGUUUCAUCUGAUUUAAUGUCGGUGAGAGAGAGGUCAUGUCUUUUUAUAAGCUGCAUGUAAAUGUGUGGUUUCGACUGGAGAUUCGCCGCGCAGUGAUAUAGUGAGUAAGAUAAGCAUAUCAACAGCAACUUUUUUUCUCGGCUAGAAAAUUUCUAACAGGGCUGUUUACAUAAUAUUCACCCCAAGAUGUCGGCAAUGACCCAACCAGUCCACAUGUACAAGGCAAUCAAAGCAAAUUAGUCCACAAAUGAAGUAAUGGGGGAAAAAAACCCAAAAACUUUACACAUACUCUGCAAGAACAAAAGAAUUUAUUCUCUCUCUGGGGGCUGCAAGAACAUCUGGGCAAAACUUCUUUGUUGCCUGGUAUCCAACAGCUAUUACUGCUGCAAAAGCAGGAACCAGUGAGAAUUCCCUAAGAUUUCUACCACUGGGUUCUGAAGUGUAAAGUGCCCUGGCCAGAACAACUCUAAAGCUCAAGUUUCUCUGUUCUGGGUAAGUAUGUAAAGGCUUUAUAUACCGAACAGAUGAAGAAAAUGAUGUGCAAAAGGUGUAGAAAGCCAAGAAAGCAGCUGAAGUCUGUCAGCAUUUAGAAGCUGUAAACACUGCUGCAACCUUGCCAGGUCACUCUUGAAAAUGAGAUUGGAUGAUUUGAAAGGUGCUCUUGCACAGGCAUGUAUAUAAUCCCUCCAUGAAGGCUCUUUUUAUGAGAAUACCCCUCCAACGUGUGCGUCAAACUUUAAACGCUGUAUCGCUGUCUUGGCGCGACACGACCUUUCAAAAACGCAAAUAUAAGUCAACAUUUACAGUGACAUUUCUAAACUUUUAGAAUGGUCCAGUGAGUGGUGCUGGAGUCAUAUUUCCAAAGUGAAAAGAGCCACUAUUUCAUCAUAAACCAAUCAGGUCUCCCUCAUCAUAUUCUGAAAAGAAAAGGGUCUAAAGAUGAAUCUAAACAGUUGUCCCAAGAACUGUGGAGCACUCUGCGAGCUACAGCAAGGCCUGGAAAUAAGCUGAACGAUAAGUAAGUCACUCAACAGCAGCAGUUUCUGCUCACACUGCUGGAGAAAGUUUGCUGUAGAAGAUUUGGACAGGCCUGUGAAGUGCUGGUCGAAUAUAGUCUGGAUCUUAUGAUGCCAAAGCUGAUUUUUUUUUUUUUUUGGCACUAGCGGGCUUUAUUUGAUAGUAAUCCAACAGGAAGGGGACAAAGAGACGGGCAAAGGAACCGAUCAUAGGAGUCAAAAAUUAUUAACAAAUAAUUUUCCUAAUCUUCCACUUAGAAAAACUUUAAAGGGUUUCAAAGACUCCCGGUUUAGCAGAUAAAUGUCAGUCUGCAGCUGUUGCAGCAAGUUUCAUUUCCUCAGUUGAUUUCAGAACCAAACAUGGAACUAAAAUUCACGCCAUCCUUUGAGACGUGGAUGCCAGCGCACGGUGGUAAACGCAGAUCUAGCAGUACUGAUCAGAGAUUCAAAUUAAACGUAGUUCAAGUUUGGGCAAAUUCGAGAAAAAAAAAAAAAAAAAGAGACCAACUAAAACGACGUUAAAGAAAAACUUGGCGCAAACGUACGUCUCAAGAUGUACGUUUCACAGCUGCCUCCCUCCUCAGCAGGAACAUGUGAUAGCCAUCGAAGCCGUCGAGCUGUUUCACUCAGGAUGUCUCCGGAAAAGCAUGUGGGCGAUAAUGAUGGAGCCCAGGAGAGAGAGAGAGAAAGAGAGAGAGAGAGAGAGGGGGAAAGAGAGAGCAAAAGAGGAAGAAAGAAGGAAGGGGGAGGGAGAGCAAAGAGAAGAGAAAGAGAGGGUCCCUCAGGGCUUUUGGGGGCCUGCUAAGCAGCUCAACGGCUGCAAACAGCAUCACAGUCCACAUGUGCAAACAUUUAAGAUAUCUGCCUGUGUAAUGGGGUCAACAUGGCCCCUCUCCGGGUGCACCGAGCACCGGCGUUCACUUCCCACCACAGUUUACAGAAACGAGGCGACCGUGGAGUCGACUCCAAAGAUAGGGAAGGAGUUGGAUUUUUUUGAUUUUUUUUCUCCUUCUCUUUCUUUUUUUUUCUUAAGCCUGGGGUAUUUGGGUUUAGCACGGCUUGAAGAGAGCUGCAACAUUCUGGCCUAUUGUUACUCUAUCAAGUCUGGCUCAUUGGAGUUUGAGCAAAUGCAACUCUAAAAGCGAAGAGUAAACAUACUCGACUCCAAUUUGUCCUUGAAAACAUGAACAAACAAACAAACAAAACAAACAAACACAAAAACACAAAAGCGGAUGUUUGGCUGGUGAAGACAUACUUUGGCAUCGACAGUUUUUACGAGUCUUGAAACAAAAGCCUCAUCAGUAAUGUCGGCAUUUAACACAGGUCAAAUCCAGAUUGCAGACCUGCAAGUAUUCCAGUGCAUAAAAGGGAAAUACACUUUUUAUUCUGUUGAUCUUUGAGUACUUCCUUGUCAUUGAAAAAAAAAGUUUAUUCCCCCCCAUUUGUUUCCUCGGUAAGCUUCAUAUUGCAAUCGAGUCCUUUUAUGAUACAUUCAGGACUUUGUACUUCAAACCCACUAAUAUUCCACGUAGUUUUGAUUUUCACUCCUGUUUAAAAUCCUUCCAAUUAGGUUCCAGAGAAAGUUUUAUUUUCUUCCUCUUGUCUAGCUCACCUGCAGUGCACCUGCUGCUGUCCACUGCAGGCCAGCUGCCUGAAAGAAAGAUGCAACAUUUCCCUUCACACAAACAAGAUGAUUGGAGGUCUUUCAGGUUGAUAGUAGAGUCAUUGUGUGGAAACUGAAGGAAUGCCGCCAACCUCUCAUAUUGAGGUAAUACUAUUUAAAAACUACAACUAGCAAAGCUGCUAGUGUCUGAACAUUCAGAGUCACAUAAAGACAGUUACAAAGUCGGCCUUCUACCAAGGAGCAUUUCCAAGAGUAGAGGACUAAUGUCGCAGGAAGAUCUAGUGAAACUCCUCAUGUUUAUCUUUAGUCGUAUUGAUUACUGCAACAGUGUCUUCAAAUGUCUGCCUAAACUAAAGAAAGAAAACAAAUCAAACAGCUACACCUGACCCAGAACACUGCUGCUCACGUUCUCACUAAAAUCAGGAACAUGGAGCAUGUCACCCUAGUUUUAAAGUAGUGGAGCAGUGGAGGCUGGUGGUUUACAGCUCAAGCGAUUUCCAGCGAGCUUCAUACCGUCAAAUUGGCGCUUUACAUGGCCAGACGUUAGCAACUGGGCAAGAGAGAACAUUUAAAGAAUAAAAAGAAAAGCGUAGAACCAGGGACUGAUUUAUAACCAGGCUAAAAACAAAGUCACCAGAAAAUAACCACAGAACGCUAAAGGAGUCAACCACAAUCAGUAACGCCAUUUUAAAAUUAGAACUUAUCAACCAAGUGACAUUUGCCUUUUUGUUUUUAAACAACUUGAUUAUAUCAGUUGCUACUUGUAAAUGACCACUGAACGGUUUCAUCGAGCCGAGUUUGACCCGACAGCAGGUCUCGUACAGAACCCGUUUUGAAUGCAUUUAGGCGACGUCUCGCCUGGCGCUCAGACGUGUCGGUACCAGUUCAAGGUCGGGAGGGAAGUGCUGCGUGUCGGGGGAUUAAAACAGAACCAGGCCGGAAGAGUCUGGGGUGAGAUCUUUAUUUCAGGCACGGAAAGAGUCUCUUCCUCUGAUGGCGCCACUGCCUCCGCCACUGUUCCAUUUCCUCUUCCUCCUUCUGGUCGCUGCACACACAUCCCAGUCCUCCGUGGAUGAGCCUCCGUCUCUCUCUCUCCCAUCUGUGAGCGAGUGUGAUGAAUCCGUCCAAGCAACCCGUCUGGCAUCCAAUAAUUUAAGAAGUUAAAAUCUUUGAGGGGGGAAAAAUUCUGCACCUUUAAACAGGCAUAGAAAUUGUGAAGAGACCCACACAGCCGUCAUUAUAAAUCACUUUUAUUUAAAUCAGCGUUAGGCAGUUAUGCUAUGAACGACAGGAAAAUAAAAACAAGAAAAAAAAAAAAAAGAAAAAAAACGGACAAAAAAGAAAGACAUUAAAACAUGAGAUCCAGUUAACAAUAACUGCACUUGGCACUGGAUAAGACGUUCAUGAAAAGAGGGGAAGAAAAAAAAUAAUAAUGAUAAAGGUACACGUUUUUCAUACCCGAAAUAGAAGUGGCUCCAGUAACACGUCAAACCCCUAGAGCCUGGAGAACUUAAAUACGUUUUCUUUUUCUAGGAUAUUGGGGUAUUUUCCAACUUUAAUGACCGUUUGGACCCGAGAGACCAAACGGUGCGACGCGGCAGUGACCACUCAUAUAUCCACUCGAAAUUUACAUCUAAAGAGAAGGUAGAAAUGAACAAAUACUCGCUUCUUAUUAACCGCGUUUCCCCUCCCACAACAAACUAACCCCAAACGUACCGUCACAAAACUCUCCGUCAAGCUUAGAGGCUUUUACUGUUUCCGUCCCUUUAUGAAUCAACCAUUAAUUUCUUUUAUAUAUAUAUAUAUAUAAAAAAAAAAAUUAAAAAAAAUCAAAGAAAAAAGCGCAAGAAUGUGUGUCGCUGUGUGCAUUCCAUUUCCAAUGGCUCAAUGCACAACACCAGGAGGAAAAUCAUGAAAAAAACA
Messenger RNA from Gambusia affinis (western mosquitofish), 12253 nucleotides. RefSeq names its product sprouty-related, EVH1 domain-containing protein 2-like. The transcript is spliced from 6 exons. Gene Ontology annotation, molecular function: protein kinase binding. Gene Ontology annotation, cellular component: membrane. NCBI's taxonomy places the organism in Eukaryota, Metazoa, Chordata, Actinopteri, Cyprinodontiformes, Poeciliidae. The record is from RefSeq and is a predicted model, not a curated record. The coding region runs from base 697 to 2094 and encodes 465 amino acids. Gene Ontology annotation, biological process: negative regulation of MAPK cascade; multicellular organism development.